Messenger RNA from Andrographis paniculata, 3340 nucleotides. RefSeq lists its product as uncharacterized. Bases 2386 to 3315 code for a protein of 309 amino acids. Gene Ontology annotation, molecular function: dynein light intermediate chain binding; dynein intermediate chain binding. The record is from RefSeq and is a predicted model, not a curated record. Lineage: Eukaryota; Viridiplantae; Streptophyta; Magnoliopsida; Lamiales; Acanthaceae. The transcript is spliced from 3 exons. Gene Ontology annotation, biological process: microtubule-based process. Gene Ontology annotation, cellular component: dynein complex.
AAACACUUGAUCUGAUAUGUUAAUGUAAAUGAAUUGUUAAACUACUACACGGGUUCGAAAUAUUUUUGCAUUAGCGUUGUUCUUCUCUGUAGUCCAUUUAUUUCAUGUCUUUGUAUGGUAAUUGCACAUUUGCUUCUAUCCAUUUACCAUUGAUGGGAAGCUUUGUCUUGUUAGAACUGUGGUUAUAUGGUUUAGUUUGUGCAUCUUUGUAAAAUCUGCAGGAUGGCUUCUACUAGUCUCCGACGAUUCCAAAAUUUCAUAUUGUAAUAUUUCUUUGGUGAAAGAGUCAUUGAAUUAACAGAAAUUGAAGAGUUGUGUGUGGAAGCCAGAGAUGUCUGUAUAAGAACAAAAAUAUAGAUAUUGGCUAACUUGUAUAGAAUCUUUCACUGAUUAAAUUUAUACGUAGUAUGUCGGUAUGUUUCUGAUUGGGUGUUAAAAUCCCAAGUCGGGUUCUGCACUUCUAGCAGCCCUGAUUUUUGAAUAGAUGAAACAUCCUCCUAUAGUUCUAAAUCGUCAAUUGUGUAGCGAAGUUUCUGGUUCUGUGCUUAGCUAAUGCUGGAGAUAUUAGUCUUGAAAUUCUAUUUACAUGUCUUUUUGUUGUGUAAGUUCCUUCUUGUCAAUAUAAAGGCUCGAACCAUUUUUGCUGUGUGGUGGUUGUGGCCAUUAUUAAAACUGAGGUCGGGUGGUUGGGGUUGAUCUGUAGGUGACACCACAUGUUCAUUGUGCGUAAGUUAUUUAAUUCUUCGAGGACAAAUCUCAGGGAGUGGUACAUGAUGCUGCCUGAAACUGUCUGCUUGAAAAUCUAAUUCCCCUUUUCUAUCUUGGUGUAGGAACAGAGUUGGUUUACAGUUUACACAUUCCAAAUUGUUGUGCUAAUUCAAAUGGAUAUGGAUAAAUGAUUUGAUUAUUUCUAUAUAUGUUUUAAAUGCUACAAUGGUUAGAUCCACAGUGGUCCAGGAUGCAUAUAUGUGUGUGUGUGUAAAUUUGGAUGUUGAGUAGAAGUAAUGAUUGAACUCAUCAUGUUUGUCGACCUCUAUUUUCGAAUAUUAUUUCCAAAGUCUUGAAGUGUUUGUUUUUCCUUUACAGGUUGCGUUACUCGUCUCAAAGAAGUAUCAUCCACCAUCCCCUUUUACACUCUGUAGACAUGUAUGCUACCAGAAGGGAUUGAUGAGUUUCGUGAUUGGAUUAACCGUAGCUUUCUUUCGGACAUCUUGUUAGUUUGGAUAUGGUUUGUUUAGGGGCUGGAUGUUUUCAGAAAUACAAGGCUAAUUAAGUGCAUCUCUUCAAGAUAGCUAGCUUUUGAUUCAGGUCCAAAUAUCUUGGGGCUCCUUCAUUAGAAUUAUUCGAGGUUGCAGAGACAGACUUUGCAGGAAGCUUCUAUUUUACAUGGAGGCUAUACUUGAAGGACUUCGGAUAUCGCCUAUGGCACCGGAGCUUCUCAUUCAUUUUUCUCAAGUUAUUCGAUCGAAUGCUGGCUGUAAGUGGUAGCUUGUUGAUUUAUAUACUGCUAGCAUCUUUGUUUAGCCAAAUGGUGAUGAAUUAGAUUCACCAUUUUUCCCUGCCUCAUGACAAAUUUUCGAAAGAUUCGAUUAGUCGGCCACACUCUUUGCUCUUACAUGGUCUACUGAUUUUGUGAAGUUGAUGGGUAAUAGAUUUGGGUAAAUGUGGUGAAUUUAAAGCAGAUGGUUGCUUUGGGAAGACACAGGGAGCUGAGUUAUUGGAUUUAUAGCCAACAUUGGAUCAAGAACCAGUUUUAUGGCUGAGAUUUAGGCCAUUUACUUUAAGGGAAAGAUAAAGAUAGGGAGUUGGGUCAAAUUUUUGUUGAGUAUAUUCCACCUUGGAAAAUGUUGGGAAACCCCGUAGUUUAUCCACUUACUAUCAAUUAGUUUUGAGUUGGAACUGGAAUUCUUUAUUAGAUUCUAAGGUGUUAUUAAUGUUUAUAAAUAUUAGACAAAUUUUAAGCUUGAAUCAAUAUAUUAAAUUUUUAAUGAAUAAUAACAAAGUUGUACUUUGAGAUGAGAUGUAUGCAGGCAGGUUUUGCAAAAGUGGAAGAACAACCAUUGAAUGUGCUGCAGCCAAGUUUGUGUUAAUUAUAGCAGGGUACAGCUAUUGAAGCGGUGAGUACAAUCACAUGUAUGACGUGGAAGAAACCAGUUUGGUCCAUAUUUUGACUGAAGUCUCCCUCCGCACCCAGCGCAUUUUAGAAGUAAGCCCUCGUCAACAGAUCUGUAGUCAUUUACAGAGUCUUGUCCCUUUCCCAAAUGCUAAACCCCAUACUCCUCCUACCCUACCCUACCCCCCUCCCCCCCAGCCCAGAGCCUGAGUAUAUCUUGAAUAAAGGGUAUCUAUCUCUCUCCUAGCUCUCCUUCCCAUUUCAUCACUUCAAUGGCACACCAAAUCAGCCACAGGCGCAUCUUAGCAGCUCCACAACCCCAAGAAACAGCCAUGGAUCCCACACCCAAAAGGCACCCUAAACCAAGCCCCUCCACCACCACCGCCGCCGCCGCUAAACACCACCUCACUCACCCCCUCCCAGAUCCCACCACCGCCACCACCCCUCCCUCCACCAUCCAAACCAUAUCCCAUCGCUUCUCCAAACUCUGCACCCAUCACAAGCUUCUCCCUAAUUCAUUGAAGCCUCAUUCCCAACCCAAGAACCUAAUCUUGGACUCCUCUUGCUCCACUUUGACCAAAUCAAGCAGCCAGAAAGAGAGAAUCACCACCCUCCAUCCAACCCUAGCCAAAACCAAAAAUGACAACAACAACAUCGUCAAGAAGCCAUCUUCCAAGAAAUUCCUCAAGAAACCAUCCUUUGAGGAGUCAGAUGUCAAGAAAUCAUCCCAAUUAUUGUCAAGGAGCAUGGACAGUGAAGGGGCAGUGGUGAAGAAGAAGGGCUUUGAAGAAGGCCCUGAGAUGAGAACAGGAAGGAUCUCUCUCUCUCUAUCAUCAUCGAUCCCUCCUGCAGUCAAUGGAGGGAGAAGAAGGUCAUUCUGCAACUCACAGGUUGAGUUGAAUGACUUCUUGUCUUGCAGUGGUGUCAAAGUUGUGGCUGUUGAUAUGCCCCCGUUUAUGCAGAUUCAUGCUGUCGAUUGUGCAAGAAAAGCUCAUGAUAGCCUCGAAAAGUUCACAUCCAAAACCCUUGCUUUCACUCUCAAAAAGGAAUUUGAUGGGGUAUAUGGACCUGCUUGGCACUGUAUAGUAGGGACUAGUUUUGGUUCAUUUGUGACACAUUCAGUGGGUGGAUUUAUCUAUUUCUCUAUGGAUCAUAAGCUAUACAUCCUUCUCUUCAAAACCACUGUACAAAGAGCUGAAUGAACCCCCCCCCCCCCCCCCCCCCACC